This is a messenger RNA of Aphanomyces invadans, 882 nucleotides long. RefSeq lists its product as hypothetical. The coding region runs from base 67 to 819 and encodes 250 amino acids. Gene Ontology annotation, biological process: ubiquitin-dependent protein catabolic process. The transcript is spliced from 3 exons. Gene Ontology annotation, cellular component: proteasome core complex; proteasome core complex, alpha-subunit complex; nucleus. The record is from RefSeq and is a predicted model, not a curated record. Lineage: Eukaryota; Oomycota; Saprolegniomycetes; Saprolegniales; Verrucalvaceae.
GACUUCCUCGUACUUUUUGGCGUAUCCAUUUUGAGCCGCAGAGUUCCAAAGGGAAGAAGAAGGACCAUGUCCCGACGAUACGACGGUCGCACAACGACCUUUUCCCCCGAAGGCCGCCUUUUCCAAGUCGAGUAUGCCAUGGAAGCCAUCAACAACGCCGGCUCUGCUGUCGGAAUCCUUGCAAAGGACGGUAUCGUGAUUGCAGCUGAAAAGAAGACCGUGUCCAAGCUUCUUGCCCCCGUCAAAAAUAGCGAAAAGACUAUGAAGCUGGACGAUCACAUCAUUUGCGCCGUCGCAGGUCUGACAUCGGACGCCAACAUCCUUGUCAACUACGCGCGAUUGUCGGCCCAACGAUACCAAUUAUCGUACCAGGAGCACCAACCGUGUGAGCAACUGGUGCAAACGAUUUGCAACUACAAGCAAGCCUAUACCCAAUUUGGUGGCCAACGUCCGUUUGGUGUGUCGUUCUUGUAUGCGGGGUGGGAUCGCCACUUUGGCUUUCAAUUGUAUCACAGUGACCCGAGCGGUAACUACGGUGGGUGGAAGGCGACGGCGAUCGGCGCCAACAACCGCGCGGCCAAGAACUUGCUGAAGUCGGACUACCAGGAAGGUAUGACAGUCGAGGAAGCGCUCAAGUUCUCGGUAAAGGUCAUGGCCAAAACCAUGGACACGACGACGCCCACCGCAGAAAAGCUCGAGUUUUCCACGUUGACCCGUAACGAACAGGGGAAGCUGGUCCACCGCUUGCUCACGGCCGCAGAGACCGAUGCCCUGCUCAAGGACGUCGGUGCCCAGACGGCUGACUCGGGCGACAUUUAAGCGCUAAACUUCCAGUUGGCUGCGAAAGACUUAAUCGCGCGUAAAAUGAAUGCCCGUUACCCA